Molecule: messenger RNA, 1764 nt
Organism: Pogona vitticeps (central bearded dragon)
Lineage: Eukaryota; Metazoa; Chordata; Lepidosauria; Squamata; Agamidae
Gene: KLF5
Product: KLF transcription factor 5
Biological process (GO): regulation of transcription by RNA polymerase II
Molecular function (GO): RNA polymerase II cis-regulatory region sequence-specific DNA binding; DNA-binding transcription factor activity, RNA polymerase II-specific
Source: RefSeq, a predicted model, not a curated record
UCGGAAGGGUGUGAGGCGCGGCCCGGGCGAGGCUCUUCUUCCCCUUCAGCGUCCCGUCCCUUUUCGCGCACCGGCGCGGCGCCUUCGCGAUGGCUACGAGGGUGCUGAGCAUGAGCGCUCGCUUAGGGCCCGAGGAGCCCGUCUUCGCGCAGCUGAAGCCCGUGCUGGGCGGAGGUCGGGAAGCCACCCUCUUCGCCGGGCCGGGGCCCGAAGACAUCAAGUCGCCGCCGCCGCCGCCGCCCAGUGGAGGAGCCCGGCGGCCUGGGGAGGAGAUAGUGCAGGCCCGGUGUGAAAUGGAAAAAUACCUGACACCCCAGCUUCCUCCAGUUCCUGAACAGAAAAAGUACCGGCGAGACAGUGCCUCUGUUAUCGACCAGUUCUUCACGAACGGCGAGAGCAUGCCUUAUAGUGUGAAUAUGAACCUGUACCUGCCUGAUGUCACGCAACUCAGAACAGGCCUCUACAAAUCACAGAGGCCCCCACCGGUGACCCAUAUCAAAACUGAGCCUGUCAGUUCCUUCAGCCACCAGAGUGAGACAGCUCCGACAGCCCCCAACCCCACCCAGGCGCUUCCUGAGUUUACAAGCAUCUUCAGCUCCCACCAGGCUCCUGACAUGAACAACCUCUUCAUCAAGCAAGAGCUCCCCAGUCCUGACGUCCACCUCUCCAUCUCUGCUCCCCAGCAGGGCCAGCUUUAUCAGUUGCUCAGCUCUCCAGAUCUGGACAUGCCAAACCAAACCACGCAAGCCACUGCAGUGAUGGACUCCCUUAACAAUGUCUCUAUGUCGUCUGCCAUGACAGGCCUGAAUACACUGUCUUCAGCUAUGUCACAGACCACCAUGAAGCCCUUCCAUGGGAUCCCACAGUGCACGUACCCCAUGCCAAACCAGUUUCUUCAACAGCAAGCCACUUACUUUCCUCCAUCUCCCCCAAGCUCAGAGCCGGGCAGCCCAGAUAGGCAGGCAGAGAUGUUACACAAUUUGAACCCUCCUCCAUCAUAUGCAGCUACAAUUGCUUCUAAGUUGGCCAUUCAUAACUCCAGUUUGUCAGGAAAUAUCCCCAUGAAUUCGCCAGCUAUCCCAACAGUACGAUACAACCGGAAGAGUAAUCCGGAUCUGGAGAAGAGACGUAUUCACUUCUGUGACUAUCCUGGUUGUGAGAAGGUCUACACAAAAUCUUCCCAUUUAAAAGCGCACCUGAGAACUCAUACUGGAGAGAAGCCAUACAAAUGCACAUGGGAAGGAUGCGACUGGAGAUUUGCUCGCUCGGAUGAAUUGACCCGCCACUACAGGAAGCACACUGGGGCCAAACCGUUCCAGUGCGCGGUGUGCAGUCGCAGCUUCUCACGGUCUGACCACUUGGCUCUGCACAUGAAGAGACAUCAGAACUGAGCUGGACAUGUCCAUUGAAGCUCUUGGUAUCUAUGCAAUGUCCCAGUCACUCGAAUAUAUACAUUCAGUUAGAGUUAGCGAAGUGUUUAUAUGCGUAUGAACUUUUCUUCCAUUUUAAAACAGGAAAAAAUUAAUAAUGAAAGAAACUGGAAAUGUAUAUUUUGUAUAUUUAUGAGGAAACAGGGAUGACACUGUGUGGCAAUACUUGGAUUGUUUCACCCUUUUGUGGCCAUGUGACUUACUGUUUAUGUAUUUGAUUUUAUUCCCCUUCACAGGUAUCAUCUCAGGGCUGCCUCUCUUGUUACGUAUUUUGCAGAUAUGAAUUGGUCAGGUCACCCAACCCUCAGUUACAUUUUUCUUUUCGUGUGUGUGU